Messenger RNA from Salvia hispanica, 3439 nucleotides. RefSeq lists its product as uncharacterized. The record is from RefSeq and is a predicted model, not a curated record. Lineage: Eukaryota; Viridiplantae; Streptophyta; Magnoliopsida; Lamiales; Lamiaceae.
CUCUACUCUCUCUCUAAAGUCCUUCCCAUUUAGUUUCUUGCUCCUCUCUCUAGGUUACCGUUAUUGAAUUUGACCAUUUCUUGUCUUCCUCAAACACUACACACAAUAAAUUUAAUUUCCAGAGAAUAUGGAUGUUCAAGGCCACAAGAUCACUGCCACUUCUGCGGGGCAUGAGGGCCAUGGAGGAGUGCACCAUUGCCACAGAUGUGGAUGGCCUUUUCCAAAGCCACACCCUAGUUCUAAGCAUAGAAGAGCUCAUAAAAGGGUUUGUGGGACAAUUGAAGGCUACAAAAUCAUUCAUUCAGAAAACUAUUUGGCUGUUUCAGAUGAUGACCGUGCCUCUGAAGACGAUGAAUAUCACACCCCAAGUCCGAAUAUAGUGAAGAAAAAUGCUUUGAGCAGUGGGGGAGAAAGUGGGAAGUCGAACAAAUCAGAAGAUGAUGUGUUUUCAGAUGCAGCAAUGGAGUUUUCAGACAGUGGGAUUAGUCCGCAGUUAGAGGCGCACUUUGACAGCGUGAGGGAAUCAGGCAAGAGUUCCGAGCAUAAUACGGGCAUGGAUGGUGAUGUUUAUGGGAAUGAGGAGCUGGAGAUCAAGGAAACUGCCGAAACAACUGAACAAUCCAAAGAUGCAAGGAGUGAGGAAAUUAGACGGCCUGGACCUGUCUCAGACGGAAAUAGCCACCCAGACAACGUAAUACCAAUAACAGAAACUUCUGCCGAAAUGGUUUCUGUUGGACACUUAAAUGAUUCACAGCCUGAAAGUGGUCUUCGAGGUGAGCUAGUACGUGGACCUGAUGCCAAUGUCCAAGUGCAAGAACUUGUCUCAGCUUCUGUUUCUUUAGACCCUGAAGAAGGUACCAUUCUGGAUCAAAUAAUAGUGGCAGGUGGAAGUCAAGAAGAAUUGCGUGAUAAGUUUGUUUCUGAUGGGACCAAUAAUGAUUUGCUCCCUCCAUCUGAAUCUCUUCAAACUGAUGCUCCUGAUGAGGUUCAUAGUGUAGUCCAUUCUGUCGAAAGAAGAGUCUUCAUCAAAAUGGCUGAGGUUGCCCUUGUCGAUGAGACUCGUGAAAUUGAAGAUGCUUCUGAUUUGAAUAAGGAGCUCUCUCGUUCUACUGAAAACAUUGGGUCCACUAAAUCUGUUUAUAAAUAUAGUUUACCAGAAGAAAAUCUGUUGAGUACAUCUUUGGUUGAGCCUGACGAGAGGUCAGAAGCUUUAGAUGUUACAGAGAAAUCUGAUCUGACUUGUAUUGUCUCCUCGAAUGACGAAGAAGAGAUACCAAAAACCUGCUCAGAUGCAAGUGAUGGAGAGAAGUCUUACAUGGCUGGUGGUUAUGAAAAUGCAAACCAAAGCCUGGAACCUAAGAACUUGAAUUCUGUUGACGCAAGUUCGGCCCUCGGCUUCACAGAUGGUGCUAUUCCAUGUGAUGAUAAUAACAUUACAAUGGAAAAGAAAGAUGUGGAUCAUUGUGAAGAAAAUGCUAACGUCAAAACUUUAAACGAAAAGGGUAAAGGAGUUUCGACAGAAGUAGAAGUAAUCCCUGAUUUUACAGUGCCUUUACAAAUACCGACUCUUCUUCCAAGUUCGUGUGUAGCUGAUGAUGAUGCAAAAAGUUCACAAGUUUUAUCGGAAAACAAUCCAAGUUCAUUGGAAUUUGAACUCAAAGUUGAAGGUUCUGAGAAUUCCAUUAAAGGGGAUGCAGAUUCCGAGGUGAAUGAAAUUGGUUACAAGAGUUCCUCCGUGGAACACCCGGUGCUGCUGGUAACUUCACAGCUGCAGAAUAAUGCCCAUGUGGCAAUGAAUGUUAUUGAAGCUGAGCCUCUAGAUGUUGCUGAAACUGUUACAAAAGUUGAAGAUGGUAAUGCUGUUUUAGUAUCAGGUUCUGAGGAAAAUAGAAUUGGUGACUAUACUACCUCCACGAAUCCCUCCAUAGAACACCCCGUGCCACCAGUGGCUUCAGAGCUGCAGAAUAAUGUCCAUGAGGCAACGAAUGUUGUUGAAGUUGACCCUGUAUAUAUUGCUGAAACUGUUGACGAGAUAGAAGAUGUUAAUGCAGUUUUAGUAUCAGCAGAAACCCCUGAACACUCGAUUUCGACAGAAUCUACUCUGCCACUCUCUGAUUCGGUGCUGUUGAGAGACAGCACUGCUAAAGAUGGUUCCAGCGUCGGAGAAAAUUAUAAAGCAUCAGAAUCAAUUGCCAGCACUGAAGCGACUGCUGAGGGUCAUGAAAGUAAUGUUGAAUCGAGGGAAAUUUUAGAAAACCCUACCCCAAGUGGGCAAGGAGCUUUCCCCACAAGCACAUGUUUUAAUGAUACUUCAUUGGAUGUCAAGCAGUUACUUUCAAGUGAUGAUCUUUGCAUACUGAACUACUCUGGUGACAUUAUUUCUAGUGAAGAACAAUCUUUUGUUGACAAGGUUUUAAAAUCAGAAGAAUAUUUUGAGUCUUCUGAAGCUCCAAGUUUAAAUCAGCCAGUAACUUCACUGUCAGAUGAUGAAGUUCUGCAUGGAACCUCUGAUACGGUUGAUGAUAAGACUGUCGUUAUUGUUGGAGAUGUCACCAGGAUCAAUGCAAAGUCUGUGAUUACUGAAGCUGAAUGCAAGCCAACUAAGCUAACGGAAGAUGCAUCUGCAGCUGAUAUAUCAAGUAGUGUAGCUAGCCGGUCUGACAGCCUGGAAGCGAACUGUGGAUCGGUAGUUUCAGAUACAUUAGAAACAAAUUCUCAGAAGCACAAAAUCCAUUCCAACAAGUCAGAUACAUUUGAACCUCCAUCAUUCAUGACAUUGGUUCAAACCGGGAGUGAAGGAGAUCAAGUUACUACUGCUGCUGAGAACAAUCAGCAACCAAAACCAGAUGCUCUUGAAGCCGGGUGGUUCCCUUCUCUAACAAACAUAGUCAACGAAUCCAAAGGCAGAAAGAAAAACGAGGAAAUCAUAGCCAAAGUAACAAACUGGAGCCCAGUAAAGCAGCAGCAGCAGCAGCACAGCCCUCUCAAAAGUCUCUUAAACGAAGUCAAGUCACCAAACACGAAACAAGUGCCCGUUGCAAAUCAGAAAGUUGAGGCUGAGACUAAAGAUGACAAAGUGGGGUUUGUUGCUUCAGAAACACACACAACCAAGGAUCAGGAUACCAACAAGCACGUAGAGGAGUGGAGCUCUCCAGCAAGAUACUCGGUUGAGAUCAAGAAAGAGAAGAAGAAGGGGCGACCUUUUUGGGUACCAUUUGUAUGCUGCUCUUCUGCACAUGGGGACCUAUGAUCCUUAGUCUUUUCUCUAUAUUUGAUUAGGUGUCUGUUUACAGUUAAAUUAUUGAUUAUAGUUAUCUAAAUUGUGGACAGUCGUCAAUGUGGUAUCAAAUUGUGGGUGUGUGAUUUGCUGUGUGAGCCUGCAUUUGAGAUAGGGUUGAUGCUGGUAACUUGAAAUCAUGAAAUAUUGUCUUCCAGUUGA